AACCCGGUACCUGCCAACAUGGAAGGUGGUGACGACCUAGUCGCUGUGGCUGGCCUUGGCGCUUUGGGCUCUGGAGGUGCUGCAGCGACAGUCCUGGAGCUUCUGCAGGACGAGUGUUACAGCGAUUUUUUAAAUGAAGACUUUGAUGUAAAGACUUAUACUUCCCAAUCUAUUCAUCAAGCUGUAAUUGCUGAACAACUAGCAAAACUUGCCCAAGGAAUCAGUCAAUUGGAUAAAGAACUACACCUACAGGUCGUUGCAAGACAUGAAGAUUUACUGGCACAAGCAACUGGGAUUGAGUCUUUAGAAGGUGUUCUUCAGAUGAUGCAGACGAGAAUUGGGGCUUUACAAGGAGCUGUUGAUAGGAUGAAAGCAAAGAUUGUUGAGCCAUACAAUAAAAUAGUAGCCCGUACUGCACAGCUAGCAAGACUUCAGGUUGCCUGUGAUUUGCUUCGGAGAAUUAUUCGCAUCUUGUAUCUCAGUAAGAGACUCCAAGGACAACUGCAAGGGGGAAGUAGAGAGAUAACAAAAGCUGCUCAGAGUCUCAGUGAACUUGGCUGUGAAUUUUAACAUGUAUAUAAGUCAUGUAAGUACGACUACAGUCAUGAUACAGAAUAGUUCUACUCCACCACCCCCAAUUCCCUCAUUAUCCCUUUAUGAUCAUACUCAUCCCCUCCCCCUAACCUGAACAACUACUGAUCUUUUCUCCAUCAUUGCAGUUUUUUCUUUUUUAGAAUGUCGCAUAAAUGGAAACAUAAAGUAUGUAACCUUUUGAGGCUGGCUUCUUGUACUCAGCAUAAUACCUUUGAGAUUUAUCCAAGUUAUUGAGUGUACCAAUCGUUUGUUCCUUUGUGUUUAUAUACCAUUGUAUGGAUGUUUGUUUAUUGACUUAUUGGUUGAAGGACAUUUGUGUUGUUUCCAGUUUUUGCUGAUUAUGAAUAGAGCUGCUAUAAACACUGGUGUACAGGUAUUUAUGUGAACUUCAGUUUUCAUACCUCUAGGGGAAAUAUCCAGGAGAAAUGCUGUGUUUUAGGUGAAAAAUUCCACGUUGAUAUUUUUGCCUGGGAGAUUUAUUUAAAUCAUUUCUUUAUUCAUUUAGUCUUUUCUCAGACAUUUAGAGCAGGACUUUGAUAUUCAAGGGUUUAAUGUUCAUGGUUUUGACAAGCUGCAAGGUCCAUGAUACAGCAAUUCAUAAUUUUUCAGGUGGAAUUUCAAAUAGCUUGUGAGUGCCCAUAGAACUGACCAACACGUGUGUUAUAAUGAGGCUUUGUGGUUUUCUUCUUUUUAUUGGGUACCCAGUAAUUUUCCUGAAGUGGAUAUAUUUAGUAGUAUUUGUACAUUUAUAGGUUCAGAAGUACUUAUAUAGCCAUCUCAAAUAUUAAUAGUUUGCUUUCUCUUGGUGAUGUGCAUUGAAAGUAGUUAUGCCAAAAUAAAAACAGAAAAGUGCACUGUGUGUUCUUUCUGAAUUUUCCUAUCUUUAUUAUUUCAAUUUUAUAGUCAUGCUGUAAUGCUUAUUUCAUAUAUUUUACUGAUCAAGGAAAUGUAAUAUCCUUCACUGAUCAUGCUUUAACAUUUUAAUUGUAUAAUGCUCAAAUAUAGGCUUUGCUUAGGCUCAUCAAUGAGAAUCUGUCUAAUGUGAUUUAGAAAGCUUGGAAUAUAUCAUGUAAAAAGUUAAUUUUUUAAGCAAUGAAUAAUGCUCGAGUGUUGUUUUCACAGAAUGUUCUAAACAUAGGAGUGUAAAAAUCCUAGUAUCAGCUGUUAUUUUUUAUUCUAUCAUGUUUAAUUUCUGUUUUUCUUCAAAAAUAAUCUGUUGAUAAUAGAAUCAUUAAACAUAGAUAUAAAUUA
Messenger RNA from Galeopterus variegatus (Sunda flying lemur), 1845 nucleotides. RefSeq names its product conserved oligomeric Golgi complex subunit 5-like. NCBI's taxonomy places the organism in Eukaryota, Metazoa, Chordata, Mammalia, Dermoptera, Cynocephalidae. Gene Ontology annotation, cellular component: COG complex. The record is from RefSeq and is a predicted model, not a curated record. Bases 19 to 570 code for a protein of 183 amino acids. Gene Ontology annotation, biological process: intra-Golgi vesicle-mediated transport. The transcript is spliced from 7 exons.